Rhineura floridana is the source of this 2196-nucleotide messenger RNA. RefSeq names its product fibroblast growth factor 2 (gene FGF2). Gene Ontology annotation, cellular component: cytoplasm. The transcript is spliced from 3 exons. The record is from RefSeq and is a predicted model, not a curated record. NCBI's taxonomy places the organism in Eukaryota, Metazoa, Chordata, Lepidosauria, Squamata, Rhineuridae. The coding region runs from base 260 to 733 and encodes 157 amino acids. Gene Ontology annotation, molecular function: fibroblast growth factor receptor binding; growth factor activity. Gene Ontology annotation, biological process: cell differentiation; regulation of cell migration; animal organ morphogenesis.
AGUCGCAGCCUCCUGCCUCCCCCAUUUAUUUUGCAAAAGGGCGCCUUUCCCUCUCCUUCAGCCACACGCGCCCACCCCCGGCCCUCCCAGCGGAGGUAGCCGACGGGCGGCGAGGCUGGGGGGUAGAGGAAGAAGCCGUCGGGACGCGAGGCUGGGGGGCAGAGGCAGAGGGAGCCCGCCGCGAAGGGUGGGAGUGGUGGGCGCCCGCGGGAGGGCAACCAGGGGGGAGCCCUCGUCGGCAGUGGCGGGCCCGACAAGGAUGGCGGCGGGGAGCAUCACCACCCUCCCCGCUUUGCCCGACAGCGGCGGCGGCAGUGGCGGCACCUUCCCCCCCGGACACUUCAAGGACCCCAAGCGGCUGUACUGCAAAAACGGCGGCUUCUUUCUGAGGAUCAACCCCGACGGCAGAGUGGAUGGAGUCCGAGAGAAGAGCGACCCUUACAUCAAAUUGCUGCUUCAGGCAGAAGAGAGAGGUGUAGUGUCAAUCAAAGGUGUGUGUGCAAACCGUUUCCUUGCUAUGAAUGAAGAUGGCCGGUUAUUAGCACUGAAAUAUAUAACAGACGAAUGCUUCUUUUUUGAACGCUUGGAAUCUAAUAACUACAAUACAUAUCGGUCUCGUAAAUAUUGUGAUUGGUAUGUUGCACUGAAACGAACUGGGCAGUAUAAACUCGGACCAAAAACUGGACGAGGACAGAAAGCUAUUCUUUUCCUUCCGAUGUCUGCCAAGAGUUGAUUUUGGUGGCCAAGUCUAUAAAAUAUACUACAGCAGUUGUAGACUUCUGCUUCACCACAAGACAGAAAAAAUGUGACCAAGUAUUUGCCAGAAUCAAUGGCAUUUGCUGAUUGAUUUCAGAUUAUUACUAUGUAGAAUUGUGUAUGAUUUAGAUUUCAAAUUGUUUUAACUCCUGGAACCAUGCAUGUAUAAAUGUGUGUGCAUGUGAUUGUGGCAGAAUGGGCACGAAUACACAUUUAUUUCCCACUAAAUAUUAUGCCCAUCUUCAACUUAAUGGUUUGGGAAUAAAGUUUUUUUUUUAAAAAAACUCAUUUAGGCCAUUUAACUGAAAGGGGAUCCAAAAUGUGCAGAGUUAGAGAGAUAUUUAGCAUUUUAAAUGAAAUAAUAUAUAUUAUCCUUUUAGAAGGUACAAAAGGGAAUUUAAUUUGGGCAGAACACACAUAUAUUUUAGUAUACAUAUGCUAAUUUGUCAUGUUUCUAUAAUUCUCUGGCAGCUCUCUGUGGUACAGCUUAUAGAAAAGGCCCGUGUACACAGCUGGAAAUUCUCUCAUAGUUAUAUCAAUUUUAUCAAAUCCUUCCCUAUAUCCAUAUAGGAGUAGUCUAGCAAUAUUGCUGGUGAUUGGAGUAGUGUCUGUUGUUCUGGCAAGCUCAGCUAGGCCUAUCCAUUCACACCUCAGGCACUCCUGUUGGCAUAAACGGAUUUUGAAAGAGGAAGGCUCCAAGCGGCAAAUAAUGUACAUAUCUGACUUCCCAAAGGCUCCAGGGUGUCUGUGCUGCUGCCGUAUGCUUAGGAGAGACUUGAAUUCUGACUUUAUGCCAGUCUCUUCAAAAACUUCUCGGACUGCUGUGUUCCCUAAGAAGAUGAAGGAGAAAGAAUUCCUAUGCUGCUUUUUAGUCAGAAAUUAUAUUCUGAGAGCAUUAAUUAUGAUUCAGACUUUCCUGCUCCAUCUUCUCCUCUCCACACACAUAUUUGUAAUUUAAGUUCUGAGAAAUGUGCAUUCAGCACCACUCCCACUUCUAUUAGGUAAAAAAUCUAACCUCCCCCCCCAAAAAAAACCCUGAAUACUUUUGUUGCAGAUAUUCUAAAAUCACUAUUGCAGGUGCUUUAAUUAAAAUGGAACAUACAUGAACAUACCAGCUCUGAACGAAGCAGUUUCUCUCAAGAUUUUCUAUGCUUUUAAAACCGGAGCUACCACAUUUCUGAUUAAUUACAGUAGGGCCCCACUCAUACAGCAGGUUAGGGACCAGACCCCCACCAAAACCUGAAAAGCACCGCAAAGUGGGACUAGCGUGCGAUCAGCUGUACAGUACAGCUGAUCGCUGUCAGCUGGAGCACGGCGGCUGUAGCUUCCUGCACUACAGCUGAUCACCCCGUAUUAGCAGCCCCGUAUUAGCGGCACACUAAAAAGCAGGGCCCUACUGUAAAGGUAUAACCUAAAUGGUGUAAAGCUAGGUAACACAAC